CAGGUGGCGGCGGGCAGGAGGCGCCGAGGAUGUGCGGCUGGCCGCUGCUCCUGCUGUGGGGGCUGCUCCCCGGGGCGCCGGCGGGGGGCUCGGGCCGCUCCUUCCCGCACCGCACGCUCCUCGACGCGGAGGGCAAGUACUGGCUGGGCUGGGGCCAGCGGGGCAGCCGGCUCGCCGUGCGCCUCGAGGUGCGCACCGCCGGCUACGUGGGCUUCGGCUUCUCGCCCACCGGGACCAUGGUCUCCGCCGACAUCGUCGUGGCCGGGGUGGCCCACGGGAGACCCUACCUCCAGGACUAUUUUACAAAUACAAAGAAGGAGUUGAAAAAAGACCCUCAGCAAGAUUACCAACUAGAAUAUGCCAUGGAAAACAGCACACACACAAUAAUUGAAUUUACCAGAGAACUGCACACCUGUGACAUCCAUGACAAGAGCAUAACGGAUAGCACAGUGCGAGUGAUCUGGGCCUACCAUCAGGAAGAUGUAGGAGAAGCUGGUCCCAAGUACCACGACUCCAAUAGAGGCACCAAGAGUCUACGUUUGUUGAAUCCAGAGAAAGCCAGCAUGUUGCCUACAGUCUUGCCAUACUUUGACCUUGUAAAUCAGGACGUCCCAAUCCCAAACAAAGGUACAACGUAUUGGUGCCAAAUGUUUAAGAUUCCUGUGUUCCAGGAAAAGCAUCAUGUAAUAAAGGUUGAGCCGGUGAUACAGAGAGGCCAUGAGAGCAUGGUCCACCACAUCCUGCUCUACCAGUGCAGCAGCAGCUUUAAUGACAGUGUUCUGGACUAUGGCCACGAAUGCUACCACCCAAACAUGCCCGAUGCCUUCCUCACCUGCGAGACAGUGAUUUUUGCCUGGGCCAUUGGUGGAGAGGGUUUCUCUUAUCCACCUCAUGUGGGAUUAUCCCUGGGCACUCCAUUAGAUCCCCAGUAUGUGCUUCUGGAAGUCCAUUAUGAUAACCCGACACACAAGAAAGGCUUAAUAGAUAGCUCUGGGCUGAGGUUAUUUCAUACGAUGGACACAAGGAAGUACGAUGCUGGGGUGAUCGAGGCUGGGCUCUGGGUGAGCCUCUUCCAUACCAUCCCUCCAGGGCUGCCUGAGUUCCGCUCCGAAGGUCACUGCACCCUGGAAUGUCUAGAGGAGGCUCUGGAAGCUGAGAAGCCGAGCGGGAUCCAUGUGUUUGCGGUUCUCCUCCACGCGCACCUGGCUGGCAGAGGCAUCAUGCUGCGUCAUUUUCGCAAGGGGCAGGAAAUGAAAUUACUGGCGUAUGAUGAUGACUUUGACUUCAAUUUCCAGGAGUUUCAGUAUCUAAAGGAAGAGCAAACGAUCUUACCUGGAGACAAUCUAAUCACUGAGUGCCGCUACAACACAAAGGAUAGAGUUGGGAUGACUUGGGGAGGACUCAGUACCAGGAAUGAAAUGUGUCUCUCCUACCUACUUUAUUACCCAAGAAUUAAUCUUACCCGAUGUGCCAGUAUUCCAGACAUCAUGGAACAGCUGCAGUUCAUUGGUGUAAAGGAGAUCUACAGACCAGUAACCACAUGGCCUUUUAUUAUCAAAAGCCCCAAGCAGUACAAAAAUCUUUCUUUCAUGGAUGCGAUGAAUAAAUUCAAAUGGACUAAAAAGGAAGGCAACUCAUUCAAUAAGUUGGUCCUUAGUCUGCCAGUGAACGUGAGAUGCUCCAAGACAGACAACGCAGAGUGGUCGAUUCAAGGGAUGACAGCCUUACCACCAGAUAUCGAAAGACCGUAUAAAGCAGAGCCUCUGGUGUGCGAAACCUCUUCGUCUCCUUCUCUUCACAGAAACAUCUCUUUCCAGGUGCUCCUAGGCUUCCUGCUGCUCGGAAGCACACUGAACACCAAGUGCUGGUGAUUGUACUCGAUUUCAACGUGGCGAUCACAGCGUGUGAGCACUGAGUCUGCCUCUCAAAUGCAGGUGAAGACAGUCCACUCUGGGCAUGAAGAGCUGGUCCUGGAGACCCUGGAGGGGAUACGCGUCUAUAUUCCCUUCCUUCCCUGCCCUGCCUCACCAGGCUCCCUAAGGACUGUCACUGGGAUUCUCUGCUUUUCCUCAGACAUACCUAAGGUUCUGAGCAGG
Messenger RNA from Dipodomys spectabilis (banner-tailed kangaroo rat), 2096 nucleotides. RefSeq names its product monooxygenase DBH like 1 (gene Moxd1). Gene Ontology annotation, molecular function: dopamine beta-monooxygenase activity; copper ion binding. Gene Ontology annotation, cellular component: secretory granule membrane. The record is from RefSeq and is a predicted model, not a curated record. Gene Ontology annotation, biological process: norepinephrine biosynthetic process; octopamine biosynthetic process; dopamine catabolic process. Lineage: Eukaryota; Metazoa; Chordata; Mammalia; Rodentia; Heteromyidae. The transcript has 12 exons. The coding region runs from base 30 to 1871 and encodes 613 amino acids.